AUGCCUCAGUCUACGAAGCGUGUUACUUGCGCUGAAAAUGCCAGCACUCACCCUGGUCAGAUAGUGCUUGAUGCACAGCCAAAACACCGGAUGAAGGCAGCAAAGGCAGCAGAUGAUAGGCGCUUACAGGAAGCUCAGGAAGCCAAGGAAGCCGAAGCAGUGGCAGGGCUUACCUGGCUUGCGGCAUUGGAGACGGAUAUGGAAGUAGCCCAGACCCAGGCACAGAUGAACAAGCCGAAGGCUGUCAAGCCCCAUCCUCGACCUGUUGGUAAGAAAAAGGGUCAAGGUGUUGCGAGCAAGGAAGGUGGACCUGAUAUAGACAGUGGUAACACUGGUGCUGCUGGAAUUAGCAGCAAAGUGGCAGUCCUCGGAGAGGAUAUUGAUGAAGACUUCCUGCCUAGCAACGACAAUGACUCGGAAGACACUUUAGAUAUUCAGAAAAGGAGGAAAGGACAGAAAACCACACCACACCAAUCACUGAAGGCUGCCAUUGACAAUGCUCGCAAGAAAACGAUGUUGGAAUCAGGGGUCAUUGAUGAUGAUCAAGCAUGUGCACAGACGAACAAGAAAGGCAACUCUUUAGUACCAGUGAAGUCAAGUCUGUGUGGCCGUAUCCAGAACUGGAGGACAACCAUUCCACAGAAGCUGGCCAGCUCAACCGCUUCUCAGUCUGAUUCAUUCGCAAGUGCCCAGCCUCCACCUUCCACCAUUUUAUCGAGGUCUCAAAAAUCUGCGUCAAGUGCCACCACUUCUUUAAAUUCUCACCUGAAUCAGCCAUCUACUAAGCUUCCAGCUGUUUGUGAGGAUGACUUGGCCCUAGUUGGAGCAUUCGGAGACGAGGACCUUGAUGACUCAAGUGAGCAUGAGGUUGUGCUAGCUACGAAAGGGAAAGUACCCAUGAAGUCCAUUGUUGCACUUACAGAGGAAAUGGAUCCUGACCUGGUGCCGCCGCCUCUAGCUCAAAGGCAAGAUAGAGCCGCCUCUGGGACCAAGAGGAAGACUCUCCAUGACGAUGUCCUUGAAUUCUCUGAUUGUAGUGAUGACUUGAUGUCGCCAGUGGAUGUUAUUGAAGCACUCGACAGCGACGAGGACUCAGAGAUUAUGGAUGUUGAUGAAUUUGAGGCAGUGGUCACAAAGCAGCCAGUCAAAGCCAAAGUGAAGGUAGAAAAAGCUCCACGCACCACAACUUCGACAUUGGUCACUACCACAUCUAGCAAGGCCCCCCCUUCAAAGAAAGUAAAAGCCGAGAAGGAGCAGACAGCAACCAUGGUGCUAAAGAGUGACGGCAGCUGGGUGGAAUCUGUGUUGAAGGCAUGCUCAACAUAUCUGAACACUGACCUUCCUCCUGCUUGCCAUGAAGACACCAAGUGGGGUCGCGUUUUUGUACCAACCAUUUUUCUCUGGCUGGGUGCGCAAGAAGAGCCUUGGACGAUCCCUGACAAGAACCUUCUUCAUGCGUGCUGUGAAAUAUUCAAGGUUGUCUAUCCAAGCAUCAAGUACCAGGUUGUGACAUCUGGUUCAGUUUUCGGUGUUGUCACCCAACAUGUCAAUGAAACCUUCCAUUCAGCCUUCGUUCUGGAGCUUCUCACUACUGCCCAUCUCUCUCGCACGCUUGGGCACGCUGAUGUUCCUGCUCUCAAUACUGAUAAUCUAGCUCAGGGUGGCUUUGUUGGAGCUCUUGGAUUAUGUGCUGUCUUGCUCGAACAUGCAUUUUCUCUACUCAGUGACAAUGCCAUCAGCAUCGAAAAUUUGGAGGAUGCGGACAUGCCAACCACAGCAUGGAAGACUCGUUUCAAGACACCAAAGACGCUCAACAAGGCUACUGGCAAGGAGACGGGAAUGGAGCAUGCAUUCUCGGUCGUUAAAUGGGGGAUGAAAACUGCCGCAUUUGUUCGGGCAGCAAAAAAGAAGGGCCCGGAAGCAACAUGCCUGACAGCAUCCAUGGCAUACAAGCACCUGAAGAAGCCUGGUGCCAGCAUCGACUCAGACGACGAAAUGGAUGACCGUGAAGAUGUCUGGUAA
Messenger RNA from Suillus paluster, 2022 nucleotides. RefSeq lists its product as uncharacterized. Bases 1 to 2022 code for a protein of 673 amino acids. NCBI's taxonomy places the organism in Eukaryota, Fungi, Basidiomycota, Agaricomycetes, Boletales, Suillaceae. The record is from RefSeq and is a predicted model, not a curated record. The transcript is spliced from 7 exons.